Molecule: messenger RNA, 804 nt
Organism: Schistosoma margrebowiei
Lineage: Eukaryota; Metazoa; Platyhelminthes; Trematoda; Strigeidida; Schistosomatidae
Source: the annotation of a GenBank genome assembly
AUGCUAACUGGUGGGGAUUGUAAAACGAAACCAAAAAUAUCUAUUUAUAUUAGUUGUCAAGUUAAAAGAUUAGAUGGUAUAUCAUCAUCAUCAUCAUCAUCAUCAUCAUCAUCAUCAUCAUCAUCAUCAUCAUCAUCAUCAUCAUCAUCAUCAUCAUCAUCAUCAUCAUCAUCAUCAUCAUCAUCAUCAUCAUCAUCAUCAUCAUCAUCAUCAUCAUCAUCAUCAUCAUCAUCAUCAUCAUCAUCAUCAUCAUCAUCAUCAUCAUCAUCAUCAUCAUCAUCAUCAUCAUCAUCAUCAUCAUCAUCAUCAUCAUCAUCAUCAUCAUCAUCAUCAUCAUCAUCAUCAUCAUCAUCAUCAUCAUCAUCAUCAUCAUCAUCAUCAUCAUCAUCAUCAUCAUCAUCAUCAUCAUCAUCAUCAUCAUCAUCAUCAUCAUCAUCAUCAUCAUCAUCAUCAUCAUCAUCAUCAUCAUCAUCAUCAUCAUCAUCAUCAUCAUCAUCAUCAUCAUCAUCAUCAUCAUCAUCAUCAUCAUCAUCAUCAUCAUCAUCAUCAUCAUCAUCAUCAUCAUCAUCAUCAUCAUCAUCAUCAUCAUCAUCAUCAUCAUCAUCAUCAUCAUCAUCAUCAUCAUCAUCAUCAUCAUCAUCAUCAUCAUCAUCAUCAUCAUCAUCAUCAUCAUCAUCAUCAUCAUCAUCAUCAUCAUCAUCAUCAUCAUCAUCAUCAUCAUCGAGAUUUAAUGCUUUUUCGAAAUGUAAAAGCAAACAUGAAUUGUUUUCAUCUCGUCCUAUUUUUUCUAGAUUAAUGUGUUGA